AUGUUCCACAAGCGCUGCGAAAGCUGCCAGCUCGCUGAUGAGGAUGAAGUUGGUGGGCCAUUGUGUAGCUUCUGCAAGCACCUUAGGUUACGCCACCUUUCCUUGUGCUAUCGACGCCUCGAUCAGGCUGUCGUACCUUACGGUGCACUUGAGGAUGUUGAAACGCGCCAACACUGUCCACUCUGCUCUUUAAUCGUGCUCGCCGUCAAAGCUCGAGACAAGGGAUGUAAACCCUCAACUCAAAUCCAACUCAGCUUCUACGUCCCAGGACUUCACUCUGGUCAGUGGACUGAGUACUCGGGAGAUAAGCAGGGAGCGUACGCUAUGAUUGCUGGGAGCAGGCCAGAGGUUGCGGUACUGUCUAUUCUGAAUCUCACAUUGAUAUCGCCGGUGGAAACGAAGGAGGCUCUGCCGCUCCCUAUCAGGAAGCACAUCUCCGACUGGACCACAGUAAAAGGUCGUCUCCAUCAAUGCGACCUCGAUCAUCCCGAUUGCAAAGCACAACACACCUCUUUGCCAACGGGUUUUCGUGUAGUGGAUGUUAAGGAAAGGCGUAUCGUAGAAAUACCCGAAGGUUGUCGGUACGUUGCCCUGAGCUACGUUUGGGGGCCCAAUCCCGAUCCAUCACUCCUCCUUACCACCGUAUCUACAUUCUCGUCGUAUCAAAAAAUCGGGGGGUUAGAUGCUCUCAAAAUGCCAAGGACCAUCGAGGAUGCGAUGCAGGCAUGUAUCCAACUAGAGGAACGAUACCUGUGGACAGACCGCCUUUGCAUCAUCCAGGACGAUCCCAACGACAAGAUGGAACAGAUUCAAGCAAUGUCGGGAGUUUACUCUUCUGCGGCGUUCGUUCUCGUUGCUGUCGAGGGAGACCAUAUGAAUGCAGGGCUGGCGGGUAUGGGUCAAGAUAGGCAAGACCAAAAGUGCGAAAUCAUCGAAGGGUUGAUGGUUACCCUUGUUGGCCAAAGCUAUCACCAUGCCGUCGCCACGUCCAGUUGGUUUAGUCGCAGUUGGACGUACCAGGAAGCUAUCCUCGCGAAGCGAAAGCUUUACUUCACCUCCUCGCAGAUCCAGUUUGAAUGCGAGAAUCAGAUUUGGCACGAGGAUCGGCUUUCAUUCGGAUAUGGCAAUCUCAACAAGAAAGCCCCGGAAUACCGGACUCCGGCCUUCACGAUGGGCUUAUACGGAGGACGGCAUGUUCCUUUUGGCGAAUAUAUAAGGCAUCUACUAGCCUAUCGUGACCGACGCUUGUCUUAUUCAUUGGACACAUAUAACGCUAUUGCCGGCAUCCUAAACGCCCUAUAUGAUCCCAACGAUGUCUAUUUUGGUCUUCCGCUCCCUGAAUUUGACCAAGCAUUGCUCUGGCGAUGUCACCCGGGCACAAGUCCCACGACAACCCUACGCACAAAGGUGCAUGUCCUAAACGACUCGAAGAGCUUGGUGUUGCCUUCGUGGUCCUGGAGUUCUGUCAUUGGCGGCAUAUACCUCGAGGCGGACGACUUCCAAGGGUCUUUAGUGUCAUGGUCGCUCUAUUCGUACAACAACCCGAAGGAGAAUAAGGUCGUCGUUCUCGCUGCCAAUCUUUGGAGCCCGCCUUUGUCAUGGAUGAAGACUGAAGACUCAUGGGUCAACCGCCGAGUGUCUGCUCGGGUGUCUAUGGCUUGGGCUUGGAUGUCAGGUUGCUUUGAGUUACCUGUGCUGGAGGGAUCUUCUUGGGGGCAAACCAGCUUCGAAGAACUUGAUAGAAUGCUGACAGAUAGGUGGCCCACUUAUCGCGACUUCGCUGCAGAAGUUUUUGCUUCCCAGGCAGAGGAUGACAACCCCUCGCCGUUCGAUGGACUAGGCGCUAAGUCGUACUAUCCACAUCGUUGGAAAACCGAAAUGCCCCCAGGAGCUCUAUAUGGCCGUGCGCAGGUCGCUCGUCUCAGGGUAGUCAACAAGUUAGACUCGAAUGUCACCCUUAGAGUCCUUGAUCUUGAUGGCAAUGGUAUAGGUGUCGUCAGCAGAUUAGAACCUCUCAUCCGUACUGAAGUUAUCCCUCAAAUUGAAGGCGGCAACGACAUAUUCGAAUUCAUUGGACUGUCAGUUACAUUCAACACCAACACCUUCAUCCCUUUUCCUCCUCGGUUGCGUCAUCUCGAUAUCGGUGGCAAGUCUCUUGAGAGUCCUUUAGCAGUCGCCGUCUUGAUCGUUGGUAGAAGGAAUGGCUACAUGUAUCGUGUCUCCAUCGGUCGAGUUUACCUCCAAGAAUGGGUCAAUGCGGGGCCCACGUUUGAAGACGUUGUAUUGAUUUAG
Molecule: messenger RNA, 2292 nt
Organism: Pleurotus ostreatus (oyster mushroom)
Lineage: Eukaryota; Fungi; Basidiomycota; Agaricomycetes; Agaricales; Pleurotaceae
Exons: 1
Coding region: 1-2292 (763 amino acids)
Molecular function (GO): protein binding
Source: RefSeq, a predicted model, not a curated record